UAGCAAGAGGCAGAGGGAGGGCUUGGGCUUCGCUCCUUUUAAGAACAAGUCCCAGAAGUCUCAUGGGAUCUUUCUGUUUACAUCUUAUUGGUCAGAACAUCUAGCUGCAAGGAAGCUGGGAAAUCACAUAAGCUGAAAAUCAGGGUUCUCCACUGUCAAAGAAAAAUCAGACCUGGACAGUUGUUACAACAGUAGAAACAGACUACUCAGGACCAUUGCUAAGGGUGUGGGGGAUUCUGGCCGAACUGACCUAAUGGGGUCUUUGCUGAAGGCAGGCCGGGGAAAGCCGACGUCUGGGGUGGGUAGCAGGAACGAGGCGCCCAAUCAGAUAAGAGGGCAAUCAGGUAUCGGGGUGGGGGACUCUUGCCAAACGGACUUCGCAGAAUUUUUGCCAGAGCUGGGUUUACAAGGAGGGGCACAGACGGGCCUAGGAGAAGGUUCGGGAGCCUGAGUCAAGUCGGGCCAAGCAGAGAGUCUGUGUCACCACUCAGGAAAAAGGGGCGAGUGAAUCCCAGACGGCUGAGUCUCCCUGCACUCGGGGUGCUUCCUAGGACACCGUGGCAUCUGCCAUGGAGGUGGGGCUGGGGUACUGGGCCUCAGUGUGAGCCGCCCAAAGCCAUCAGGUAAUAAGAUGGACCUCGAGCCCGUGGCACCUGUGACCUCUGGGCUUGGCCUGGGGCAGGCAGUCAGUGGGUGCUGCACUCUGCCAGACUGAGACUCUCCCCGACAUGCCCAGCACAGAGGCCAGACAGGCAGGACAGGUCCUGCAGGUGCUGUGGGAGUUCCUGGCCCAGGUGCAGGACAGCUGGCAGUGGGCAGGGGUGGGGGGUACCCAGCAGGGCUGUCUGUCCCCUCUGGGCUUAGUUCUUACUUGGAAGGAACAGAUAGUAGACAUAGGAUUGUCUUUUAUAAUGAUGAAUUAUUUCAGCCUGUAAACAGGUGUACAGAAAGCAUAUUUAACAGCCAGGCACUUACUACAAAGCUUUAAAAAAACCUCUCUGACUUCCUGUAAACCUGUCCGUAGAGGGAGAGAGGCUAAGGCGCUCAGCCCAGCCAUUUAGGUGGGUGCCUGGGGUGGACACUCCCACUCCAGCCCAAGCCCUCCCUCUGCCAGGAGCCAUCAGCCCUGUGUGCCCAGUGCGCUGAGCUCCAGGGAGGGGACACAGUGCCAGGCAGUGAAUGAAACACUUCUGCUUGUUGUCUGGGACCCAAGGUGCGAGGCCACCCCUUGACUCAGGCCCCGUAGGGCAUCGGCGGGAACGCAGGCCAGUGCGGCGCAGGCAGCGGCGGGGCCUCUGUGGGGCACUGGCGAGACGGGCUCUGCCCGAGGCCACACUGCGGGUGGCGGAGAAGGCCUGGGCCCUGCACCGGCUCCAGUGUCCAGCCUUGUGCUCCGAUGGCCGUCGCCGACUGGUGGGGUGCUAUGGAAUGUGAUGAGAAGCUGGCCCGGUUCCGGCAGGCCCACCUCAACCCCUUCAACAAGCAGCUGGGACCAAGGCAGCAUGAGCAGGGGGCCGGCGAGGAGGCCCCAGACGUGGCUCCUGAAGAGGUCCUGCCGGAGCUGCCCCCUGUGGAGCCGGAGUUCCACUGUGCCGAGCGUGUGAUGGAUCUCGGUCUGUCUGAGGACCACUUCUCCCGCCCCGUGGGUCUGUUCCUGGCCUCCGACAUCCAGCAGCUGCGGCAGGCCAUUGAGGAGUGCAAGCAGGUGAUCCUGGAGCUGCCUGAGCACUCGGAGAGGCAGAAGGACGCCGUCGUGAGGCUCAUCCACCUCCGGCUGAAGCUCCAGGAGUUGAAGGACCCCAAUGAAGAUGAGCCCCACAUCCGAGUCCUCCUCGAGCACCGCUUCUACAAGGAGAAGAGCAAGAGUGUCAAGCAGACCUGUGACAAGUGCAACGCCAUCAUCUGGGGGCUCAUUCAGACCUGGUACACCUGCACAGGGUGUUCUUACCGCUGUCACAGCAAGUGCUUGAACCUCAUCUCCAAGCCCUGCGUACGCUCCAAAGUCAGCCACCAAGCCGAGUACGAGCUCAACAUCUGCCCGGAGGCGGGGCUGGACAGCCAGGGCUACCGCUGUGCAGAGUGCAGGGCGCCCAUCUCUCUGCGGGGCGUGCCCAGCGAGGCCCGGCAGUGCGACUACACCGGCCAGUACUACUGCAGCCACUGCCACUGGAACGACCUGGCCGUCAUCCCCGCGCGCGUGGUGCACAACUGGGACUUCGAGCCCCGCAAGGUGUCCCGCUGCAGCAUGCGCUACCUGGCGCUGAUGGUGUCUCGGCCGGUGCUCAGGCUCCGGGAGGUCAACCCUCUGCUGUUCAACUACGUGGAGGAGCUGGUGGAGAUCCGGAAGCUGCGCCAGGACAUCUUGCUCAUGAAGCCGUACUUCAUCACCUGCAAGGAGGCCAUGGAGGCACGCCUGCUGCUGCAGCUCCAGGACCGGCAGCACUUUGUGGAGAGCGACGAGACCUACUCCAUCCAGGACCUGCUGGACGCACACACAGGCCGCCUGGGCUGCUCGCUCACCGAGACCCACACGCUCUUCGCCAAGCACAUCAAGCUUGACUGCGAGCGGUGCCAGGCCAAGGGCUUUGUGUGUGAGCUCUGCAGAGAGGGCGACGUGCUCUUCCCCUUCGACAGCCACACGUCCGUGUGCAGGGACUGCUCCGCUGUCUUCCACAGGGACUGCUAUUACGACAACUCUACCACGUGCCCCAAGUGUGCCCGGCUCACUUUGCGAAAGCAGUCGCUCUUCCAGGAGCCUGGUCCGGACCUGGACGCCUAGAGCGACGGGUGCCCCUCCCAGGCCUGUCGGCAACCACCCUGCUGGUCGAUGCGAAAGUCAAGGUGUUUUGUGCUCUGGAGACCCCUAGGGUGCAGCCCUUGGACCUACCACCCCAUGCUGGGCGCAGCACCACGAGGACGGUCACCCUCGGGCACUUGCUGGGACGCGGGGCUGUGCCUGGCUGUUUCCUGGGUGUGCUGCUGUGAGGGCCAGAAUGUGCCCCCUCUCCCACGGCGGGGCUCCAUGGGAGGAGAGUUGAGGGGGGGUCUUGUCUCCCCCAAGGGGCCACCCUGGAAACCAUGGAGGGCUUCGGGGGAGUGGCCGGCAAGACCCAAGGGUGCUGGCGGCAUACACCCAACCUUGUCUCUGGGGGUCUUCUGGCCAUCCCUGGCCAGGCCUCCCGAGGUCUCUAGAGUAGGUUAGGAGAGGACAGGGACUGGUUGGCAGGGCCAGUCCGGGGUUACCGGUCCCAUUUGUGCAGCGUGGAGAGAAGGGCCACGGAGCUCUCCCCAGCGUAGACCGGCCGCUGUGCCCGCCUGGGCCCAGGCCAGCUUACCCCAUUGCUCGGAGCCGAGUGACUGGGAGUCCAGCCCAAAGAGGCUGUCCUGCUUCCAGGUGUGCCCUAGAAAGGUUCCAGGUAAAGUGAGAAGGUUGGUCACGGUUGGCUGGAGUGGCCUCUCUGGGGACCAGGUCUGUCUGAGGCCUGUGCUGCUGCUACGGUGCCUGUGGAAGGCCGGGGCAGCUCAGAGACCACCACCAGGGGCCGCGGGGGACCUGAGGUCAGGCACUGGGAACAUGUGCUUCUGGGAACUCCCAGCAGGAAGCCUGGAGCCCAGGAAGGAAGACCCGGGAUGAGGCGUGCGAGGUCCCCCAGCCUAGCAGACAAAGUGGCCCCUGGAUGUGGGACGGGACUCACAGCUCUUAGGGGAGGGAGCUGCAGCCAGCCGUGAUGUCUUCUGGAAUGCUCCAUGUUUUGGAGACCCUGUGCCGAGGGGAAGGUUCGUGGGAACAGGGCAUUUCAGGGCACAGCUUCCCACUCUGCCCUGCCCUGGGCUGUGCUUGGUUGUCACACGUAGGCAGUGGGUGGUGCCAGGGAACAUAGCCACUGAGGAUCCAUCACCUUCGACUGGGAGGCCCAAGAAGAGGUGCCUCAAGCAGCAGAAGGGCCCGCUCAGCUUGCCGGCCGACGCAAGGGGCAGGCGAAGACUGUCACACGGCGGCUUUUCAGGCAGUGCUCUUUCUGUCUGUUCUGACCUGUCUCGGUGGGACAGUGAGAAGCGAAUACUAUUGUGAGAUCAACACCAGGCCCUUGGUCUGCUCCCCACCC
Messenger RNA from Pteropus alecto (black flying fox), 4106 nucleotides. It is a transcript of the gene DEF8, whose product is annotated as differentially expressed in FDCP 8 homolog. The record is from RefSeq and is a predicted model, not a curated record. The transcript is spliced from 12 exons. NCBI's taxonomy places the organism in Eukaryota, Metazoa, Chordata, Mammalia, Chiroptera, Pteropodidae. Bases 1397 to 2779 code for a protein of 460 amino acids.